AUGAAGAGUGUAGAAGGAAGUGAAGUUGGUGAUGUGUUCUUCGACUCAUCUGAUGUUUUGUCCGUAGAAGAAACAGAGUUUGGAGUUUGGUCAGGUGAGCCAGUGAGUGUUGAGGAACGUCGUGAGCGUUUUCUCAAGAAAAUGGGUUUAUUGGAAGAGAAGGAAUCGAUGUGUUUGGAGAGGAUAAGCGAUUACAGCGAUGAGGAGGUUACUACUAGUAGCUCUUCAGAGUCAUCGUCUGUUUGUGAAAGCGAAGAAAUGCAAUGUUGUGUUAGAGAGGAUAAUUACGGAUCAAGCACUUCAAUGUCUGAUGAUGAGGACCUUGAAGAAGAAGAAGAAGAAGAAGAAGAUAAUGGUUCAGAAAAUGCUUCUUCGAGUCCAUCGCGGAGGAAGAAGAGUGCGAAGAAAUGGUUGCUCGGAUGCUUCGUUGGAGAAACGGGUAAAGAGUUCGAAUGCAAGUCAAAGGAAGAAGUAGCGAUGAUAAGGAAAGUGAAAGUGAAGAGUAACAAGAAGAGUCAUGUAGAGUUAUCUGCAGCUUACAAGGUACAGGAGAUUAACGGACACAAAGGGAAGAUUUGGUCGUUGAAGUUUAGUCCUGAUGGUAAGUUCUUAGCAACCGGAGGUGAAGAUGGUGUUGUGAAGGUAUGGCGAAUCACACUAUCAGAUUCUCUGUUCGCUUCUUUUAUCAGACAAGAGAGCCAACAAGAAGAAGCUUUGGUUAUGUUCCCACAGAAGGCUUUUCAUUUAGAAGAAACACCACUUCAAGAACUUUGUGGUCAUACCGGAGAUGUCUUGGACUUGGCUUGGUCGUCAGACUCAAAUUUGCUUCUUUCAGCUUCUAAGGACAAGACAGUCCGGUUAUGGAGGAUUGGUUGUGAUGAGUGUCUUCAUGUCUUUCAUCAUAACAACUACGUGACUUGUGUUCAAUUCAAUCCGGUGAACAAGAACAACUUCGUAAGUGGAUCUAUUGAUGGAAAAGCUCGGAUUUGGGGUUUGUCAGAAGAGAGAGUCGUUGCUUGGACCGACGUUCGUGAUUCCAUUUCUGCAAUCUGUUACCAACCUAACGGAAAUGGGUUCGUCGUCGGUUGCAUCACCGGAAACUGCAGGUUUUAUCAAAUCUCAGGAAAUGAUGUGAUAAUGGAGGAGCAGAUUCUUAUCAGAGGGCGAAACAGAAUCACCGGCGUUGAGUUUUGUCCUGGAAGCUCCGAGAAAGUGAUGGUAUCUUCCGACGAUUCGAAGCUCAGGAUCAUUGAUAGAUCUCGAAUCCUUCACAAAUUCAAAGUUUCACCGAAAUUUGGGAAACAAUCGUCGGCGUCGUUUGUUUCUUUCGCCGGAAAACAUAUUUUAUCAGUCCGACGAGGUCACGGGGUCUAUCUAUGGGACAACGGCGGUUUCCGGGGGGAGAAAGGCGCGAAAUCGUCGCGUUCUUUCGAGUAUUUUCACUCGCCGGGUGUUUCCGCCGCCGCGGCUUGGGCUCCGACGGGAAAGGAAAUAUCACUGAGAGCGUUGAGACAGCUACGUAGCUCCGGGAGAUUGUCUAGAUCCUCUCGUGUUACCGCCACGUGGCCGGAGGAGAAGCUUACCUCCGGUGGUAGAAGUUACGGUGAUAGCUUCUCUAUCGGCGGCGAGUGCGAUUUAGCCGGCGCGUGGAGACUGGUGAUCGUGACUGCGAGUUUGGAUGGGAUUAUUAGGACAUUCCAUAAUUAUGGAUUGCCACGUAGAUUAUAG
Molecule: messenger RNA, 1728 nt
Organism: Microthlaspi erraticum
Lineage: Eukaryota; Viridiplantae; Streptophyta; Magnoliopsida; Brassicales; Brassicaceae
Source: the annotation of a GenBank genome assembly